AUGUUUUUGUCUAAGCCGACUGAGGAGACCAGAAGCAACCAGAAAAUUGCUCAAGAAUUGGUUAACACAUGGAGCCAUCUAGUUUUCAACAAGAGUCCUCCCUCGGUGUAUUUUUAUGGGAAUAAUGAAGGGAGACCAUCAACCAUUCGCUAUGGUUGUAUCAAGCAAUUGUUAGGAGAUGGACUUGUUGUGACAGAUGGUGAAAAAUGGUCUAAGCUUAGGAAAUUGUCUAAUCAUGCUUUCCAUGGAGACUGCCUCAAGGAGAUGGUACCUGCCUUGGUUUCUUGUGUCGAAACCAUGCUUGAGAAAUGGAGUAGUUACCAUGGUAAAGAAAUCGAGGUCUGCAGCGAAUUCAGGCUUCUUAGCUCAGAUGUGAUUUCUAGAACAGCUUUUGGAAGUAGCUAUUUGGAAGGGAGAAAGAUAUUUGAUAUGUUGUCCAAACUUGGUGUCUUGAUUUCCACAAAUGUGUUCAAGAUCGGACUUUUUGGCAUUGGAAGAUUUAUAAGAACACGGGAUGACAUCGAAGCAGACAAGACCGAGCAGUUGCUUCAUGAUUCUAUCAUGGAAAUAGUAAAGAAGAGACAGUUUGAGGUUCAAAAUGGCAAAGCAGACAGCUUCGGUAGUCAUUUUCUAGGAUCUCUCCUAAAAGGUCACCACGACAAUGAUCCGAAGAGCCAGAUAUCAGCAGCUGAGAUCAUCGAUGAAUGUAAAACCUUCUAUUUUACUGGACAAGAAACAACAUUCAGUUUACUAUCAUGGACCACAUUUCUCCUAGCAAUCCACACUGACUGGCAAGAGAGAGCCCGGGAAGAAGUGUUACAGCUUUUCGGUCAACAAAAUUCCAACUCAGAUGGCCUUUCCAGAUUAAAAUCUGUUAACAUGAUAUUAUACGAAACACUGAGGCUAUACACCCCGGUCACUAGUAUUAUAAGGAGAAUAGGCAUUAGAGUUAAGUUGGGAAAAUACGAGUUUCCUGCAAAUAUGAAAGUUUCUAUUCCGCCUCUAGCUAUCCACCGGAAUCCUGACAUAUGGGGUCAAGACGCUCACCUUUUCAAACUGGAAAGAUUUUCUGAAGGGAUGGCUAAGGCGACGAAUGGUAACCCCACGGCCUUCCUAGGAUUUGGGUAUGGACCGCGAACUUGUCUGGGCCUCAAUUUGGCGAUCAGUGAGGCAAAGAUAGCGCUCUCGAUGAUCCUCCAACGCUACAAGUUCACACUGUCACCGGAGUAUGUUCACUUGCCUUUGAUAGUCCUCACUGCUCACCCGGAGCACGGAGUUGGGAUCUUGCUUCAGCCGCUUUAA
Molecule: messenger RNA, 1302 nt
Organism: Salvia hispanica
Lineage: Eukaryota; Viridiplantae; Streptophyta; Magnoliopsida; Lamiales; Lamiaceae
Product: cytochrome P450 CYP749A22-like
Molecular function (GO): iron ion binding; oxidoreductase activity, acting on paired donors, with incorporation or reduction of molecular oxygen; heme binding
Source: RefSeq, a predicted model, not a curated record